This is a messenger RNA of Arabidopsis thaliana (thale cress), 1197 nucleotides long. RefSeq lists its product as uncharacterized. The transcript is spliced from 3 exons. The coding region runs from base 206 to 880 and encodes 224 amino acids. Lineage: Eukaryota; Viridiplantae; Streptophyta; Magnoliopsida; Brassicales; Brassicaceae. The record is from RefSeq and is marked reviewed.
UGAUGAUGUUAUACGUUUUUUUAUUGGUAAAACGACACACAAUCCGAUUUGUGUAAGAAAAUUCAUGCCGUUUUCGUUCACUUCAAAUAUGGGCCCAGAAAGGCCCAAACAUCUCAUCAAGUCCUCACGGCGUCGUUUUUAAGAUCCCCGCUGCGUUGAUUUAUGGCGAUCUCUUUCGGCGGUUGAAAACCUUUGAAAAUUGAAAAUGGAGAAAUCGACCUCUCCGGCGACUCGAGUCACCGAACCUCCUCCUGCUGCUACUUCAUCUCUUCCAGCACAAGCUCCUCCGCUUCCUACAUCUGCAGAUCAGAGAUCAGCUGAGUUACCUUCGCCUGCUCAGCCAGCUCAGAUGACUGCGCCUCCGUCGACAGUUACCACAGAUCCGUCGUCCAGGGGAAGAAAGCGAGCGCUGGAAGCGAAUCUUCAGAUCGAGAGCUCCAACUACUACAAGAUGCGUCUCCUUGUCAAAGAUCUUCGCCCUCACGUUCUCGAGGUUUUACGAACUCCAGACUUGAGGAACUCUAAGGCAGUUAUCGAGAUUCAAGAGAAGAUGAAGCUUAUGCUUCAACUGUACGAAGAGAUGAUUGGAGAGUCUCCCAAACGUGAGAAAACAGCUAAGAGCGACUCUUUAUCCAACGGAAAGGCGACUACUACUACUACUACUACUACUAGUGUACUGAGAUCAUCUGAAACUGAGAAGCACAGCUCUGAUGGAGAUGGCGACAAGGUGGUUGGAGGGUCGGCAUUUGGCUGGAACUUCAUAACCUCUGGAGGGCCAGGCACUGAACCUGUUUAUUCUGGAAUGUCAAAGGAAGAAUACAGAAGCUCUCACCCAAUUAUGCAAGUGGAGGCAGAGCUUGAGUUGCCCAACACAUUCUAAGCUUUGUUAGUGGUGUUUGUAUAAUAUUAUUCACUUUGGUAUCCGUUCAUCCCAAUGUUUUAUAUGUAUCAACUGAAACAAUGGAUUAGCUUCUACCCAUGAAGCCUUAAUUAGUACACAAUAUGCUUAACAUCUAAACCUUUUUUUUUACACAAUAUGCUUAAUGAGACAGCACAUUACCUUUGGAUUGUUAAUCAAAGCUUCUUCAUCUUCUACCAAAACCCAAAAUAAUAAGUCUUUAGUUCUGUGUGGAAGCUGAAAUCUUUCUGGCUUCAAGAAUGGAUCCUUCGGUAAGUGCGAUUUGAGAUUCCUUCUCC